Lethenteron reissneri (Far Eastern brook lamprey) is the source of this 1390-nucleotide messenger RNA. Its product is annotated as homocysteine S-methyltransferase-like. Gene Ontology annotation, biological process: S-methylmethionine cycle. The record is from RefSeq and is a predicted model, not a curated record. Gene Ontology annotation, molecular function: S-adenosylmethionine-homocysteine S-methyltransferase activity. NCBI's taxonomy places the organism in Eukaryota, Metazoa, Chordata, Hyperoartia, Petromyzontiformes, Petromyzontidae.
AUGGCGCGCGUGGGGUUCGCUUCGCCGCUGCUGCUGCUGGACGGGGGCGUCUCCUCGGAGCUCGAGGCGGCGGGGUUCCCCUUGCAGGGUGACCCCCUGUGGAUGCUCCCGGCUGCUGCUCACCCACCCGGACGCCAUCGUGAACGUACCGCGCUUAAUCACGAUUGGGUGGCUGAAACCGGGGAUCAAACGGGCGGAUCUCAGCCGUUCCUGCGGAGCGGCUCGGACGUGAUCUCGACGGCGACGUACCAGGCGAGCGUGCCCGGCUUCGUGACGCACCUGGGCCUGCGCCCCGAGGAGGCGCGCCAGCUCAUCCACACCGGGGUGCGGCUGGCGCGCGAGGCCGUGAGCGAGUACAUCUCAUCCGCAGGUCCCCGCGAGGUGGAGGUGAAGGUGGCCGGCUCGGUGGGGCCCUACGGAGCCCACCUGCACGACGGCUCCGAGUACACGGGGGCCUACGUGGACGCGCUCUCAACGGAAGAGCUGAUGGACUGGCACCGGCCGCAGGUGUCGGCGCUGCUGGAGGCCGGGGUGGACCUGCUGGCCCUGGAGACGGUGCCCAGCGCCGCCGAGGGCCUCGCGCUGGUGCAGCUCCUGCGGGAGUUCCCCGGGGCCUCCGCGUGGCUUUCCUUCUCCUGCAAGGACAGCCGCCACACGUGCCAUGGCGAGGAGUUUGGCGAGGUGGCGCUGGCACUGGCCGCGCGGUCGCGGCAGCUGCUGGCCGUCGGGGUAAACUGCUGCGACCCCGAGCUGGUGGGCGACCUCCUGGGUGGCGUCGCCAACGCCAAGGGCUUCGACAAACUCCUGCUGGCCUACCCCAACAGCGGGGAGCACUGGGAUGUGCAGCGAGGGUGGGAGCAUAGACCGCGCAGACCCACGCUGGCGACGUACAGCCUCGCGUGGAGGGACCUGGGCGUCUCCUGGAUCGGCGGUUGUUGCCGGACGGGGCCUCAGGACAUCGAGGAGUUGAGACGCACCCUGAGGCCUCAAAUGCAGCCGCCCAGCACCACUGCCUGAGCUCCUCCUGCCUGGGCCUCCUCCCCGCCCUGAUCUCCCAACCUUAGUUUCCUAGCCUUGGCCUCUCAUCCCAGGUCCCCCAGCCCUGGUCUUGAUAUCACAGGUCUCCCAAACCUGGUUCUGCUAUUCCAGAUCUCCGAGCCAAAGCUGGUGUCAUGAAACUCCGCACGGGCACGGAGCUCUGUGCUCGACUUGGCAGGCUCUGACAGAAGAACGUUCAGUGCAUGUGUUGUGUUACCCUAAUUUAAAUUAAUUAUUUGCCAAAAUGUGAAUGCGUUCGACGUUCGUGCACGGUUGCGUUAAAAGAGAACAAUGCCAACGCUGCCUUGAGUGUUCGCAGUGGAAUCGUUUAAAUAAACAUAUCAGAAGCGUG